Camellia sinensis is the source of this 1923-nucleotide messenger RNA. RefSeq lists its product as uncharacterized. Lineage: Eukaryota; Viridiplantae; Streptophyta; Magnoliopsida; Ericales; Theaceae. The record is from RefSeq and is a predicted model, not a curated record.
AGCAGCACCCCCCUCCCUCCCUCCAAUUCCUUCGUCUCUCUCUCUCUCUCUCUCUCUCUCUCUCUCCGCCUUCCCAAUACUGUAUAAACUUUUUCCCGUCUCUCUCUCUCUUUCCAAAUUCCGUUAUUUUCUCCCUAAAUCUAUACGACCUCAAAUCUAGAGACCGAGAAAGAAAAAGAGAAAAUCUCUCUGUUUCCGUACCUCCCAAAAUUUUAAUGGAUACAUGGUCCUUGGAUUCAACUCAAUUUCGCUGCCUUCUUUCAAUUCAAUCUCACCCCUUCGAUUUCUUCUUCUGCAAAUCUUUUCACCCUCUGAUUCCUACUCAUCCACCUACUUUCAUUUGAUCUACGCAACCUCACCAAUGGGAAAGCGUAGUUCUCAACGUAAGAAUGCUGCGAUGUUGGAUACCGAAGAUAUUGAUGGUGCGAGUUCGUGGUCGAGUGACCAAUCAAAUAACAUGGAGAUGUUCGGCACUGAAGAGGUGCAGCUGGUUAAAGAGAGUUUACUUGAUCAAUGCUUAGAUGCCUUAUACGAGAAAAGGGGGUCAACAAGAGAGAAGGCUUUGGUAGCAAUUAUAGAGGCUUUUAAUAGCAACUUGCAGCACGAGUUUGUCGAAAAGAAGUUUGUUACCUUACUGCAUCAGUGUCUGAAUUCAAUAAAGCGGGGGUCUGUGAAUGAGAUAUCUUUAGCAUCUCGUGUCAUUGGAUUGUUGGCUCUGACCACUGGUCCUGGGGACAAAGCACAAGAAAUAUUGGAAGACUCAGUCCCCCCUAUUUCACAGGCUCUAAAAUCCGGGUCUGUGGCAUCCAAGACAUCAUCAUUACUGGAGUGUUUGGCUAUUGUUACCUUUGUCGGUGGAACUGAGCCAGAGGAAACAGAAAAAGCAAUGCAAAUAAUGUGGCAAGUGGUUCAUCCAAAACAGGGCUCCAAUGUAGUUGCCACUAAACCUUCAUCAUCUGUAAUAAUGACAAUGGUGUCUGCUUGGUCAUUUCUGCUUACAACUAUGGAUGGUUGGACACUUGAUCCUAAAAACUGGCAAGAGUCGAUUUCUUAUUUUUCUACUCUGCUAGAAAAGGAUGAUAGAUCUAUACGCAUUACAGCUGGUGAAGCACUUGCUUUAAUUUUUGAGAUAGGAGAUUUGGAGAAGCUCUCUGGUGAAGCCAAAGCAUUUUGUGACAGCUCCAUUCAUGAAAGGAAUGUUUGUCGGAUGUUUGCCAAUAUACAGGGAUUGCGGGGGAAAAUCCUAAAUCAAGUAAGAAACCUUUCCAUGGAGGCAGGUGGUAAAGGAUCUAAUAAGAAAGAUCUUAACAGUCAGCGGAACUUGUUCCAGGACAUUCUUCAUUUUCUUGAGUCUGGCUAUCCUCCAGAAACCUCAAUGAAGAUUGGAGGUGUCCCACUUAACACAACGUUGUGGUCUCAAUUGAUACAGCUAAACUUUUUAAAGCGCCUUAUUGGGGGAGGUUUCAUAAAACACAUGCAGGAAAAUGAAUUUCUCUACAAUUUAUUUGGGUUUACACCGCAGAGAACGCAGCUUUUAGGAAAUGAACAUCAUAUGUCUAGUUUUGACAAGAGGUUCUACAAGUCACCUAACUCAGUCGUGAACAAGGCAAGGACUCAAAUUAGGAACAAGCAACGAAUUUUGUCCCAGGGUAGGAACACUGGACACUAUACAGUUGGUUUAGUUGAAGAGUUGGUCUUUUAGAUCAUGUAACAGGCUAACAGCCACAUCCGAAGCUUUUUGAAAUUUCACCUUUUAACAUUAUUGUUAUCCCAGACAAUCAUCAGACAGGAAGCAUUUUUCAAUUAGUGACAGUGUUGAGCACACAAAUUGUUUCAGUUGUAAUUUGUCAAAAUUAUAUUCUUUAUACAUCCGAAGUGUUAUUUUGAGCAUUAAUAAAAUAACUUUGAAUUUGGUUUGGUUUG